This is a messenger RNA of Bathycoccus prasinos, 978 nucleotides long. Its product is annotated as ankyrin repeat protein. Gene Ontology annotation, molecular function: protein binding. The record is from RefSeq and is a predicted model, not a curated record. The transcript has 2 exons. The coding region runs from base 1 to 978 and encodes 325 amino acids. Lineage: Eukaryota; Viridiplantae; Chlorophyta; Mamiellophyceae; Mamiellales; Bathycoccaceae.
AUGAAGACGCAAACGAGUAGUAAAAAUGUCGUCCAACACGAACGAACGGACUCGUACCAGCGAAUGAAACGCGCGAUGGAAAGUUUCAACAUCGAAGAGAGCAUGCACUCGACGUCUUCACCACUCCACGACGCGGCAGAGGAAGACGACGUGGAAACGAUCGUCGCGUUGAUCACGAUUGGAGCGAACGUGAACGAGACGGACGAUUCCGGGAUGACGCCGUUGACGUACGCCGCGACUUGGGGGAACGCGAAUGCGAUGGCAAUUUUGUUAGAGAACGGAGCAGACGUGAACCAUAAGGAUAAAGUUGGAGACACGGCGUUGCACGAGGUGUGCAGGGGAGACGUGACGGAGAACGAGAGGUACAUCGAGUGCGCGAGAGUUUUGUUGGAGGAUAAGAAUUGCGACGUGGAUGCAAAAAACGAGUUGGGGGCGACGGCGUUACACGUGGCCAGUCACGGGGGGAAUACGGAGAUGAUUGAGCUGUUGUGCGAUUGGGGGGCAUCGGUGACUGGAGAGAAAGCGGAGAUGAAAGGUGGGUAUUCCGCGUUACAUUUAGCCGCGAAGAAUGGGAGUUCGAGCUCGUUGAGCGCGUUGGUCGAUCACGGCGCGGAUAUUCGGUUGGAAUCGAAAGAGCCGAUGGUCGGCGCCGGCGGUGGCGAAGGCGGGUUGAGAAGAAACGAUUCUGCCACGGCUUUAGAUAUUGCCGAGCAGAACGGGCAAACGGAAGCGGCUGGGAUGUUGAAGACGGCCAGUGAACGGGAGUUCGAAAGAGGCGGUCUUUUUGGCGAAGGAAACGCGCCAAGGAAACAACCGAGUUUUUCGGGGAGGAGUAAACAAAGCGAACAGCGGAGUAAAGAUUCAAGCAACGGGGAAGAUUCGACGAGAGAUGGAAAGAAAAUCAUUCGGCCUUCUUCGAGAUUGAGUCAGAAGAAUAUCACGAGGAAAAGGGGCGAUCCAGAUCCCGAUUAUUAUUAA